Molecule: messenger RNA, 963 nt
Organism: Knipowitschia caucasica
Lineage: Eukaryota; Metazoa; Chordata; Actinopteri; Gobiiformes; Gobiidae
Source: the annotation of a GenBank genome assembly
AUGGAGGACGUACAGGUGCAGACAACCAUUCUGCUCAAUGAUGGCUCCAAGUUUCCACUUCUAGGCCUGGGAACAUGGAAGUCCCCACUUCUCCCCAAGACCUCGAUGCAGGGAGCAGUGGAGGCAGCAAUCGUGGCAGGAUACCGUCAUAUUGACACUGCAUACUGUUACGAGAAUGAAAAGGAGAUUGGGAAAGCCCUGGAAGCCAAAAUACAACAGGGGAUCAUUCGACGCCAGGACAUGUUCAUAGUCAGUAAGCUGUGGAGUGCACACCAUGCUCCAGAGGACAUCCCUCUGGGUCUCAACAAGUCUCUAGCAGAUCUAAAGCUGGAUUACCUGGACCUUUUUCUGGUGCACUUUCCUGUUGCUCUAAAAAAAACAGGAGAUGCCCAGAAGGAGAGACAGGAGAUCACGUCUGACAUAGAUUACGUGGAUGUGUGGAGAGGGAUGGAGGCUCUCCAGGCCUCUGGGAAAGUGAAAAGCAUUGGGGUUUCCAACUUCAACAUCUUGCAGCUGGAGAGACUGUUGGCCCUGUGUCGGGUCCCGCCUGCUGUCAACCAGGUGGAGCUCCAUCCAUACCUGGUGCAGCCUGAACUGAUAGAGUUCUGUAAAUCCAAGAACAUAGCGCUGACUGCCUACAGUCCGUUUGGAUCCCCGGGGAGACCAGCAGAGAUGUUAAACGGGGACACGGACCCCGUGAACCUUCUGACUGACCCUGUGGUCACACACAUCGCCAAAGAGCACAGACGCAGUCCUGCACAGGUUUUACUGAAGUAUCACACACAACAGGGUGUUGCAGUUAUCCCAAAGAGUGAGCGAGCUCAUCACAUCCUGGAGAAUACAAAGAUCCAUGACUUUAGACUAACAGAAGAAGAUAUGGCGGCUCUCAGAGGCCUUGACCGUGGAUGGAGAGCUUGUGCGAUGGAAGAACUCAAGUCUCAUCCUUACUACCCCUUUGUGUGA